GAUUCCCACGUAUACGUACUUGCGUAUACAUACUUUCAAUUUAUUUCAUUACAUUAAUAUCGAUUGGUUUCAAUUGGGUUUUCCCCAGGUUUUUCCCCUAAAAGUUUACCGAACCAAUUAGCCGUGAAGUUCAACGGAGCCAUUUUUUUCGCAGCCAAGGCAAGAAAAGUAGCCCCACUGUCUCAGUAAUUAAUUUAGCACCUUUUGAGCGGUUGCACCGCGCGGUACGUAUAAAAGAGCGGCAUCGAUUCCAACCAACUUCAAACCGAAAUCCUCUUCCGCACUUGGAACAUCCAGGAUAUUACUACUUCCCAAAAUGUCUCACAGUCCUAUCGUGUUGAUGUCGAUGGUGUUGGUCUUUGUGACGGUGUCCGCCCUGGCCUUACCUUAUCCGCAAGAAGAUGCGCCAGCAGCUGAUGCUGGUGAUGAGGUCGCCGCUAUUGACGAGACUGUCCCAUUAGUACUGCUGGAUGAAGGCGAUGAAACGAUUGACGGCCGUCACCAUUACAUCAGCAACAACCGUCGGCCGGCUGCUUAUUACAAUCGUCCUUCCUACAAUCGCCCGGCUAUGACCUACAACUAUCGCCCGUCUGCCGGUGCCUACAACAGUCGACCCCACAACUACGGAAGCGCUGGCCAUCACACUUCCGGCGGCUACGGAGGUUAUGCAGGCCAUCAAUCAAAUAACUACCACGGAAAUAGCUAUUACGGCUACCAGCAUUCGAAUCACGGAACGUUUGGCGGAUUGGGAUGGCGGGAGGCUCAGAAAUCUUCCGGUGAUGAUGUCGCUGCUGCUGCUCCACCAGUCGAGGAGGAGGAGCUUCUAGUCCAAGGUGUUGAAGAAGCACCAGCCGCCCCUGGCGUCGUCGUCUUCCAGCAAUAAGAAUGACAGCCAUGAACUGAAAUGACGACACGACAGCAAUUUGAAAUGCCCGCGUUUUUUAAUUCUCUCACUAUUUUGGCCACUUAUUGAUUUCCGACUGGGUUAUUAAUCAAUGUUUCUGUUAUGUUUUAUUCGUUUGUUUUUGUUACCUAUUAUUACACAUUGUUUGCUCCUUUCGAAAA
Molecule: messenger RNA, 1065 nt
Organism: Daphnia pulex (common water flea)
Lineage: Eukaryota; Metazoa; Arthropoda; Branchiopoda; Diplostraca; Daphniidae
Exons: 2
Coding region: 317-883 (188 amino acids)
Source: RefSeq, a predicted model, not a curated record